Messenger RNA from Malus domestica (apple), 1694 nucleotides. RefSeq names its product MATH domain and coiled-coil domain-containing protein At3g58370-like. The record is from RefSeq and is a predicted model, not a curated record. Gene Ontology annotation, molecular function: protein binding. Lineage: Eukaryota; Viridiplantae; Streptophyta; Magnoliopsida; Rosales; Rosaceae.
CUGCCCUAAACAGAGAAAUUGUUUUUCUCUAGAUUUCUUGUUCUCUCAGCCAUCAUACAUGCCUACACCAAACUAAAAAGGGAAGAAAUUGCUACCAAAAUUUCUCGAGCCAUUAUAAACCUCGAGUGGAAUCUAUCUAAGACUUAAAUUUUGAGGUUCGAGAAGAGAUCCAUGCCAAAAAGAACUUAAAUUUGAAGGUCGAUCGGAGUCUAGGCACAACCGUAAGGACUUGUGAUAUUCCUCUAUUUCUAUCAAAACUUGUCUAGCUGUCUAUUUGAUCACCGUACCGGAUAUCCAAAGAUUUUUGCUUAGUAGAAUGGAGAAGAUUAGAGAGGGGAAUCAGAACCAACUUGUAUCUGGGACAUUGAAAUGGAGAAUCGAGAACUUCUCUAAGAUGGACAAGGAGAAACUUUACUCUCAAGUUUUUGUCGUCGGUGGUUCUAAGUGGCGGAUGCUUUUAUGUCAAGGGUGGAAGGACACAAAUCUUGCAGAGCAGUUGUCUUUGUAUUUGGGUGUUGGAGAUGUUUCGACAUUGCCAAAGGAGUGGAGUAGAUUUGCCCAUUUUAGCAUGACCCUGGUCAAUCAACUUGACACCAAGAACUCCAAAACAUGGCCUCCAAAGGGUAGUGUUCCCCAAGAGUUCAAUGAAAUCAACAGUGAGUGGGGCUUCACAUCAUUCAUGCCUAUCAGCGAGCUUUAUGACAAAAGUGCUGGUUAUCUUGUCAAUGAUGUAUGUAUUGUUGAAGCCAAUCUUAAUUUCCCAAUCAAGGUUGAACACCAAGGAACAGAACCUAACGCGCCAUGCUCUGAACUGUUGUUUGCCCCCUUCCAAGAUGCACAAGGUUCGGGACAAGUUCACACUGAGCCCCCAGUCGCUAGCCCUACUGACCCUUCCCUAGCCCGGGCACUUGGAGAAGUCCCAAACACCACAAUUGAAGAGCUUGUGGAUUUUAGGGGUUUAGGGCAAAUAGAGAAAGUUUUUGUGCCACUGCUAGAGGGAGUCUGUAACUCGCAUCCUGAGCUGAUUGUCUGUAUGCAUAAAAGAAGUCAGAAAUAUUCAGAAUGUGCAUUCACAGCUUUGGGUCGGCUUCUGCAUUUUCUGAAAACUACAAAGGUAAAGGAUAUGACCCUGGAUGCUUGUAACCGCCUUGAACUUCUGUGGGAGGAGCUUGAGAGCUUCAAGUUUGAUUUGGCAUGGUUGAAGCCUCAUGUUGAAUCUGCAUUCGAUAUGACAAGGUUUGUACAUAAGGCAGGCAGAUUGAAGAGGCUGAGAGAUGAUGUGGAGGCUUUGGCGAAUGAACUGAAAAGGCGGAGGGCUGCACUAGCUGCUACAACGAUUGAUCAUGCAGUAGUGAAAAAACACUUGACAAAGGCAGAGCAAGACAUCAAUGGGAUUGACAUGGAUGGCCCGUUAGGGUAUGGCAUUUAGCUAGCCUUAUUUUGUAAGGCUUUCUCUAUGACAAUGUCUACGGCACAUGAUGCCUUGCCUUCGUACUUCGUGUUGCAAAUUUUCCAGUUUUUAGGUAUGCAAUAGUUAACUAGGUUGUUGGAAUUGGACAAUAUGUUUUUAGUUGUCUUUAUUUUGCAGCAUAUCUGAACUUUUGGUUGUUGUUUAUGUAGCGCAAACCUUGCUUAUUUUCAUGUUUUGAAGUUCUUGUGUCUUAUUUAAUAUGUUGAGGGUGAUUAUCGCACAA